AUGGAAUUUGCUGGCACCUCAAAGGCUGAUCACCAAGAAGAACCACUGAUCAAUGCUCCAGAGAGUGUACUUGACGCUCACAGGAAGUUGUUGCUGACCUUAAGUAAUUUAACUUAUUGCAAAGAUCAACUCCCCCCUGGACUUUACAACAAGUACAAAUAUACCUGGUUACAGUCUAGGGCAACAAUCGGAUAA
Messenger RNA from Arabis nemorensis, 195 nucleotides. The record is from the annotation of a GenBank genome assembly. NCBI's taxonomy places the organism in Eukaryota, Viridiplantae, Streptophyta, Magnoliopsida, Brassicales, Brassicaceae.